This is a messenger RNA of Striga asiatica, 2481 nucleotides long. The record is from the annotation of a GenBank genome assembly. Lineage: Eukaryota; Viridiplantae; Streptophyta; Magnoliopsida; Lamiales; Orobanchaceae.
GGAAAUCUUGUGUCUAUAUACAUGCACGCCCUCACGCUCACAUCUCUUUCAUGACCUUCAUACAAAUCAUAUCGUAUAUUUCUUUUACUUUUCACCGCCCUCUAACCCCUUCAUCAUUUCCACUUAUUAUAACCAUUUUAUUCUUUCACAAACAUAAAAAAAUAAAUAAAUAACGAAAAUCCCCCAAAACAGAUUAUACAGUUAAUGAGCUUCGCGCGUGUAUAUAUAUACAUACAGACUCUAUUAUCCCUCCUCACAACUCAUUUUCCUUUCUCAUCUCAAUUUAGGCAUUAAAUUCUCGAUUCCGAUCGAUCCUCAGCACCAAUGGGGCCGCAAACGGCAGUGGAGACGAACGCCGGCUCAGGCGCCGACAAGCCACGCGCCUCCGUUGAAAUUCCCCCGCAGCUUGUUCCGGCCGGGGAUAGUGGCGGCGAUGGGGCGGCGGCCGCCGAUGCCAAGUCGCCGGCCUCGCCUAACGGCCUCGACGAGAAACUGAAGACAGCAGGAACUGAGCAAAUCUCUGUUACAAUGGGGCAAUACAAUGGCUCCUCCGAAUACAUAGGUCUCAACGAAGUACCUUCUCCCAGAUCAUCUCACGGCAGGAAAGUCUCGGUUCUACCCCUCGUUUUCCUCAUCUUCUACGAAGUCUCGGGUGGCCCGUUUGGCAUCGAGGACAGCGUCAAAGCAGCUGGCCCUCUUCUUGCUCUUGCUGGCUUUCUCAUAUUUCCGUUCAUAUGGAGCGUGCCAGAAGCCUUAAUAACUGCCGAAAUGGGCACAAUGUUCCCUGAGAACGGUGGCUAUGUAGUUUGGGUUUCUUCCGGGCUGGGCCCGUUUUGGGGUUUUCAGCAAGGAUGGAUGAAAUGGCUUAGUGGGGUAAUCGACAAUGCUCUCUACCCCGUUUUAUUUCUCGAUUACUUAAAAUCGGGUAUCCCUGCAUUAGGCGAUGGCCUUCCCCGAGUUUUAUCUGUUCUGGGUAUAACGAUUGUCUUAACUUACAUGAACUACAGAGGCUUAACCAUAGUAGGAUGGGUAGCUGUGCUUCUCGGUAUUUUCUCGAUCCUCCCGUUUAUAGUCAUGGGACUCAUCUCUAUCCCGAGACUAAAGCCCGAGAGAUGGUUAGUUGCCGAUAUUCACACCGUGAACUGGAAUUUAUAUUUAAACACUCUUUUCUGGAAUCUCAAUUACUGGGACUCGAUAAGCACGCUGGCCGGUGAAGUCGAGAAUCCCAAGAAAACCCUCCCGAAAGCACUAUUUUAUGCUUUGGUCCUCGUAGUCUUGGGAUAUUUCUUCCCUUUGUUGACCGGAACUGGUUCAAUCCCCCUCGCUCGUGAAAUGUGGACUGACGGCUAUUUCGCUGACGUGGCGAAGAUUCUCGGCGGCGUGUGGCUGAGGUGGUGGGUUCAGGCGGCUGCCGCCAUGUCGAAUAUGGGCAUGUUCGUGGCCGAAAUGAGUAGCGACUCGUUUCAAUUGCUUGGAAUGGCCGAGCGAGGAAUGCUUCCCGAUUUUUUCGCGAAGAGGUCUAAACACGGGACUCCGCUCGUCGGUAUAUUGUUUUCGGCUUCUGGGGUGAUUUUGCUCUCGUGGCUGAGCUUUCAGGAGAUUGUGGCUGCCGAGAAUUUCUUGUACUGUUUUGGGAUGAUACUCGAAUUUAUAGCUUUCGUGAGGCUUAGGAUUAUAAGGCCGGAUGCUCCGCGGCCUUACAAGAUACCUGUUGGCACGUUUGGUGCGAUUUUGAUGUGCGUGCCUCCGAGUGUGCUGAUAGGGGUAGUUUUGGCGUUUUCGUCGCUUAAGGUUAUGAUUGUGAGUCUUGUUGCGGUUUUGCUUGGGCUUGUGCUGCAUCCUUGUUUGAAGCAGAGUGAGAAGAAGAAUUGGCUUAGGUUCUCGAUUAGCGAUGACCUUCCGGAAAUUCGGACUUCUUCUGCUGUUAAUCGUCGUGAGGAGGAUGAUGAUGAUGAUGAAUCCAUGAUUGAGUGAUGUAAUAAAAACUACUUGUGUAAGUUGGUGCAGGUAAAAAUUUAGUUAUGGUUUUAUGUUUUGGUGUGUUGUGGUCUCUGAGUUUCAAUUUUCGACACAUACAUAUUAUCAGCCAUCAGUAUCUGGAAAGGGAAAUCGAAUGUGACUGUUGUAAAUCUGUUUCUUCACAUAGCUUUUCUAAAAUAACAGUUGCAGAAUGAUUGAUCUUUUUUUGUGUUGCUGAUCGUGUCAUGAAUCGGAAGGUGGAGAUGUUCUAUUUGUGAGGUUAGAAAGUUGAAAAAAAUCGGUUGCCUGAAAGAAACUGCUGUUUUUGGUGUUGUUGAUGAAAAAGAUAGGGCUUUUGGUUGCAGAUUAGCUUUAGUAGCUUUCGUGGUUUGUGUUUGUGUUGCUCAACUUGUUUAUAUUCUUCGUUUUGGUGUUUGUGUAAUAAUGCACAUUUGAAUCUAAAGGGUUUUAGACAAAUUUCCUAAUGUAAUGAUGCGAUCUUAUUUAUUGUGUUGCAAAAAG